Molecule: messenger RNA, 6340 nt
Organism: Onychostoma macrolepis
Lineage: Eukaryota; Metazoa; Chordata; Actinopteri; Cypriniformes; Cyprinidae
Gene: zbtb37
Product: zinc finger and BTB domain containing 37
Exons: 4
Coding region: 538-2103 (521 amino acids)
Biological process (GO): regulation of transcription by RNA polymerase II
Molecular function (GO): RNA polymerase II cis-regulatory region sequence-specific DNA binding; DNA-binding transcription factor activity, RNA polymerase II-specific; protein binding
Source: RefSeq, a predicted model, not a curated record
GCUCAUGUUAUACAUGGGGGAAUAUGAGAGCGGCGGAGGAACCGAAAGCGACAGCAGAAUCCCUGGCGAUAAGUAUAACGAUAAAUAGUGGUCGUGAAAUGGGGGAGAGUCAAUGCCAAACCGCUCAGAACAGGCUGUCGUAAAAGGAAAAUCGUAUUUUGGUGUUCUGCUUUUUUAUAUCUAUAAAUUUGGCGUGGACUGGGGUAAGGCACCUCCCUGCCUGCUCUGCGCCGGGGUGUGUGCGUGUUUUUCGGCUAGGCUUCAUCGCAUCACCGCGCUGCAGUGUGUUACUGGAACCGAACUGAGGUGCCACGCCGCCGGUUACUGCUGUCCUGCGCCGUCGGCUGAUACUAUGUCAAAAACAGAGAGAGACAAAGUAACACUGCGAAUCAAUCCUACUGACCUAUGCAAUGAAAAAAUGUCAACUUUGCUCUCUAUCAGCUGUGGUUUGUAGCCAUAAAGAAGUACAAGUGUGCCGAAAAAUAUAGUGGAGCGAUUUUUAAAAAGCUUUGAAAAGCAGCGCAAUAGGCAGCCCGCAUGGAACGAGCAGGAAGCAUCCAACUUGAUAUUCCGGACUUCAGCAACUCCGUCCUGUCGCAUCUGAACCAGUUGCGAAUACAGGGCCGUCUAUGUGACAUCGUGGUCAAUGUUCAGGGCCACAGUUUUCGUGCCCACAAGGUGGUCCUCGCCGCCAGCUCCCCCUACUUCAGGGACCACAUGUCACUGAGUGAGAUGAGCACUGUGUCCAUAUCAGUGAUCCGCAACCCAACCGUGUUCGAGCAGCUCCUUUCAUUUUGCUACACGGGACGCUUGUGCUUGCAGCUCGCCGAUAUCAUCAGCUACCUGACGGCUGCCAGCUUCCUUCAGAUGCAGCACAUUAUUGACCGUUGCACCCAGAUUUUGGAGGGAAUCCACUUUAAAAUCAGUUUGUCAGAUGUGGAAGAGGAGCUUGGGAAUGGGGCCCACAGGACCGCCAACCAAACCAUUGAGUCAGGAAGAGGUGGGACCGGGCUAGGUGGGUCCCGCUCCCUAAGUCCCAGACAUACCAGUUCCCGAUUGAUUGGCAACACUGGGGUGAUCAGCAUCCGUGAUGUGAGGGAAGUCAGAGAGAUCAGUCCCCCUGGUGAGUCCAUGAGCCCCCAGAUAGUAGAGCACAGUGGCAUUGGCUCGGAGGAGGUGGGAACUGGGAAAGAGCCCAUUCUCCGUAUUAACCGAGCCGGGCAGUGGUAUGUCGAGACGGGGACUGAGAUGGAGAGAGGUGGAGAGGAGAACGUGCGGAUGGUAGAUGGGUUUCGGAUUAAGACGGAAAGGAUGGAUGAGUGGAUGGGGGCGGAGACCCAGGCAUCGGCGGAGGAGGGCAGUGGGGCCGAGGAGGGGCCGACGGUGAUGAUUGACACCUCAGGACGUAGCACACUGGUGCAGGAAGGAGGAAGAGGUGGGAAAAGCUCCCAGCCGUCCAGUAGCUUCAGUGAAACAGAGAGGUUUAGUCCAACAGGAAGUGUGGUUGUGAUGGCUGAUCGCCAGAGAGCCAAGAGUGAGUCUCCAGGAAGAGUUGACGAUCAGAGACACCCCACCUCACAGGGAGAGGAACAAGCCGUGUUUGACAUGGGGGGAUACGAGGAGUACCUACGAGAACAGGUAGGUGACCGGUGGUUCCGCUACAACCCCCGUCUCACCUGCAUUUACUGCUGCAAGUCCUUCAACCAGAAGGGCAGCCUAGAUCGCCACAUGCGCCUGCACAUGGGCAUUACCCCCUUUGUUUGCCGAAUCUGCGGGAAGAAGUACACCCGCAAGGACCAACUCGAGUACCACAUCCGUAAGCACACAGGAAACAAGCCCUUCCAUUGCCAUGUCUGCGGCAAGAGCUUCCCGUUCCAGGCAAUCCUCAACCAGCACUUCCGCAAGAACCAUCCAGGCUGCGCCCCACAGGAGGUGUCCCACAGUGCCUCGCCCGAGACCACCACGGUCACCUCCCGUGGAGGCCAAAACGAAGAUGAGUCGCCCUCCCAGGAGGAUGCCGAGGGCAAUGGUGGAGGGGGAGGUGCCGGGUCGUCCUUCGGAGAAGGGGUCCAACCUUCGGUAUCCACCACUGGGCCCGACUGAACGGCUUUGAAGGAAAACGUUACAAGUUUAGGGAGACACAGGACAGCGGGGUCCAACAGGACCUUCUCUUGAGAGUUCCCUCUGUCCCAUGUCUCCCACCAUCCACACUGAAAUUGCAAGUUGGAAGGAGUUGAGUGAGCAGGAGGUUCUCUCAGCUGCUGUCAACGAAGAAGCGGAUAAAAUAAGGGAGAGUCUUCUGCGUCCUAUUUGGACGGAGAACCUCUAUUUUUUCCAGUGAUAACAAAGAUGCAAGGAACAAUUUGCUAGAAAUAGUAUUCUCUAGGGAUUUAUAAAUGGUAUUUCCGCUUUAAACCGCAUCUACCUUCACCAUACAAACUGAACAGGACAUCAAUAUAUGAAGACAAGCCACACUCCAACAACCUCACACACCACUGGAUGCAGUGAUUUUUGUUUUCUUUUUUUUGUUUUUAGUCUUUCCUGUCUUUUAUAUGUUACAUUUUUUUAUAUUUUUGUACUACUACAGAUCUUUCAGGAUAAACUAAAAGAGAAGCUCUAGCUAUGAUUUGGUCAAAUUGCAUCGAAAUUGCCAAACUUCUCUGUGCCAGAAGAUGAGUUAUAAAAUGAGAGGACAUCGUAGUCCUUCGCUACUUUGCCUUGAGACAAUCCUGAUAAAUUAACCUGGGGCUAGACUUUGCACUCCCCAGCCAUGGCAAGCUUAGGAAAACGGGUUCAGUUUUUUAUUAGGGACCCUCAGGUCUGACCUAACAUCAGAUUCUUGAUUUAUUUUUUUGUUUUGUGUUAAGUGCUGAUCCAGCCUGCCAUAGAACCGAAACUCAUUGCUCACAAUUAGCCUCAACGCAAGGAAAUUGUAGUUCUAGAACUUCGGGUUUGUAACAAGAAACAGUCACGUCAUAUUAUUUUACUUUUACUGUUGGUGGAAAUACUGUGAUAUAGGAACGCUGGUGAAAAGACGAAGGUAGAAUAUAGCAGUGACAUAUGUAUUUAUUUCACAUUUAAUUCCCGUUAAGGCCUUCAUACAUCUCCGAACUCAACAACUCAGCUGCUGAAUGUUGGCGAUACAGUGAUAUAAAAUACAGGAAAUCCUUCAACCUCAGAUAAGCUACAAUAGACCGCUCAGUUACCUCUCUCUCACAUCAAUACGCAAUACCGAUCUGUCGCACACAGAUGCGUGGAUGCACUCAGCCGAAUUUUAUGUUCAGUGUUUAUUUCUUUUCAUACGUUUUAAGUCGCUCAUUGAGAUUCGCAAGUCUCACCAAAUUGUUUUACUGGUCUGGCGAUAUUUUGUUUGUAAGAAUGUGUUUGAGCAGGGGGAAAGGUGUCCCUCAGAGGACAUAACCUUCUUCCUUUUUUGUGUCAAGAAAUGAGUCUGAGGCAGAGACGAACCAAAACACGGACUUGGUCGUCGAUAUUGUUUAGGAAAACAGAAACCGUAUGUCUGUGAUGACUGGGAAAUGCCGAAAUGCCACGGAAUGACUUUGAGUGCAAGAUUUCCCUUCAUCUGAUGGAAGGCACUUUAACCUUGGGGUCAAGUGCCUUUACACUUGGCUUAUGAACAGAUGUUUCCAGCUGGUGCUAUGACGUGAAUUUACUGAAGUUUUCAGUAACCAAAGGAACUGAAUUUUAUUGUGGAAGAUCUUAAACCCUUAAGAUUUCGAAGGGCGAAGAGGAAAAAAGAGAUUACAUCAGGCACUUAAAGAAUGGGUGGGGGUGUUUUUUGUUUUGUUUUUAGAAUAUUUGUAUAUCUAUAUACAUGUCACUUAUGCAUAUUUAGACAAAUUUAUACUUGUAAUAACUAUUCAGAGACAGUUUCUAGAACGAUAAACAAAAGCAAAGGCGUUUUAAGUGAAAGUAAAGCUGUUAUCAUUUUUAUAAGGCUGUGAAUCACACUUGGUUGUGACCGAUUUCUUAAGAAAGGGUUGAUGCAUAUAAAAAUCAGCUACUGAUGUUUCCAAUAGGGAUUUUGUGCACCUCACUUCAUAAAAACACAGGUUAGAACUUACAUUUACCAUUUCUCACAUCUGUGAACACAGGUCAGCAGGUAAACACUUCUUAUAAAUAUCAGGAACUCACUGUUUACUUUUUGUGUUUACCUUUUUUGGUUUGUACCAAGCAGAUUUUCUUACUUGGAAUUCUAGCUCUGGGUAACUUGGGUCGACAUAUUUCACAAGUGCAGCAAAAAAACUGACAUACAUAUGAACUUUUCCUCUCAAUGUAAAUACCCAUGCCUCAGAAGCAGUCGCAGUGAAAUACAAUCCUGAAACUGUAUAAUUUCACGUUUGUUGUACAGCGCAGAAACCAGGUAAAUAGAAGAGCAUGUUAAUAUUGCUUUUAUUUGUCAAAAUGCAACCUCAUGAUAAUAGAGAAGGGCAAAUGAUUUUGUCUGUAAACAACAUAAUCAUAACCUAAUAUGUUAUAAUAUACCAAGAAAAGAUGUUUGUUUUAUGGACUUUGCCUUUAAGUUGAAAUUUAGAUUUGGGGCAUGGGCCUGUUUUGUGUAUGCCAAUCAUAUAAGGGUGAUAGUGACUUAAAUUAUCUCUAUGUGAAUGAAUUAACUGCAAUUUAAUAACAAGGGAUCUAUAUCUGUAAUCAGUCAUUCCAGUUAUUGUACUGCACAUUUUAGCAGUCUAAAUUUAAUCAUAUUAAUUUGGGUUUUAGGGCUAAUGAUAACUUUCAGCAUGUUUUCCCUUUGUGCAUAUCUAUCGUUGACCUUCAAAACAUUGAUGGUUGACCAACCUGCCUGUUUUUUAUUUUAUUUUAAACAAUAUUAUUCAUUCAAAUAUUACGUUUGGCUUUUGUAUUUGUUUUUAAGCUUUAAGGAACAUGGCGGAGGAUAAAUGUGUUGCUACAGUGUAUAUAUUAGGCUGUAAUAUUUAAUGUUUCUAUAUGACAAUACAUCUACUGCAGUUUAAUGGUAUUGACUGAACAAGUCAUUUCUAACCAAAUUAUGUCUAAUCUUAACAGUGUUACAGAAUGUGUAGUUUUGAACGGAACAGAACUACUUUUAAAGCAAUAUUUCACCCCAUUUCCAAUUCUGAAAUUACUUUCAGAUAAAGUGUUGCAGAAUUAUAACACACCAUAAUGAACACAAGAUCUUUUAAAAAGUUGCGAAACUGAUACCCAAUUGAUUUUCACAAGAAAAAACUUUUCAAAGCAGUUAUACAUAUUGGCAAAUGUGAUAAAAUUAGUUUCAGCGAUUACAUUUACCUCAUGAUUUUUUAUUUUAGUUUUUCAUGGUCUAGCUUGUGAAAAGUGAUACAAUGCAUGUCUCUUAGUAGUUUAUUUUGGGGAAGACCGAAUGACAACACUGAGCCAUAUCUUCAGAGUUUGUUCAGUCUUGUCACUCUGGAGCAAAUAUUUUGUACAAGCAACACAUUUCCGAAGAGGACACUUCAAUGCAAAUAACCGACGUAUAUAUUUCAACACUGUCUGAAUAAGCAAGCAAACGUGAUGCUUUGUCAAAAAAAGUUGUCAGUUGUUUUCUUACCUCAAAAGAGUCUUUGUACAAGGAAACAAGACAUUGUUUUUCUACUGACCCUCAGUAGAAAUUGUUUAUUUGCAUGUUGUCUUUGUCUUUUGUAAUGGCCAAACAUAAAGACAUUUCCAGGCAUCUAAAUUUGCACCAAGAGAAGCCAAAAUAUUGACCUUUACGAUUUGUCUCGCUAUAUUGUUUUAUCUUGCAAAAAGCAAUAUAGUCUGUAAAGUUCUUUCCAUGUGUCUUAUGUUAAUCACUUUAAUUUAAAUCAUACUUUAGAAAUAUUUUAUUUUACAUAACCAUGAAAUAAAACAAAAUAUAAUAGGUAUUUUAUUGUUAAAAAAUGUCCAAAAUCCAAAACAUAAGAAUUAUCUUAGAAAUCAGUUACUCUAAUUUUAAUAGCAAACCAGUAUAUUUAUUGAAAAAGUAAAUGUUUAAAAAAAAUAUGAAAUUAUAUUCAUAGGUGAUUAAGUAUAAUUACUUAUUUGAAAUUAAUCAGUUUAUAAUUACUUAAAAUUUUAGACUUUUCACAUUUAAAAUGGUACAGGAAUCAGAAAGAUUAAGCAUUAAUAAUGUGAAUGCCAUUUUCACAAUAACCACUGUUUUAUUUUUUCCUCACUGGCAGUGUCAAGUCCAUUCUUCUAAAUAGAAACAAAGCACUUUAAGUGUAACUGUGAAGGAUUUUUAAUUAUGUUCUUUAAAUGUAUAAUUAUGUAAGCCCAGAUUGUGUGAUACUGCUAAACCCAAAUUUCUAAUAUGAAAAAAUAAACCUGUUUUAUCCUU